AUGGUCAUAUCAGAAUACCUUGCUGGGCACAUGAAAGGAGCAGCGCUAGGAGGGCUCAUCGCGACUGCGUGCAGCACUGCAGCUGGUCUGGAGGAACAUUCACUCUCUUCGAGGACGGCGAGCAACCAGGAACUGCGCCUCUUAAUACCCCUGAAAUGAACCUCAGCAGCUGCAAUAUCACAGCCUAUGAAAACUUUCCACUUGUCCAGCUGUGUUUUUACAUCCCAGUUUUGCUUUUGGGCAUUUUACUGAACGGGCUGGCGCUGUGGGUGUUCUGCUGCAAACUCGGCAAAUGGACAGAAACCAGAGUAUACAUGGUCAACUUGGCUGUGGCCGACUGCUUCCUGCUCUUCACUUUGCCUUUUAAGACUUUCUCCCAGUUCCAUCAUCUGAAGGCAGAUAGUUGGUGCCUGGUUCUGGAAGGCGGCUAUUUUAUAAACCGCUUAAUGAGCAUCGGUAUCAUCACUGUCGUAGCAGCUGAUAGGUACCUUGCAAUCAAGUACCCUUUGAAAGCCAAGGUGCUGAGAUCGCCGCUGAAGGCAGCUUUUGCCUCUGGAUUUCUGUGGAUAGCCAUCAUCUGUGUGAUGUCCCUCAUUAAAAAGUUAGAGGAGCGAGGACAAGACGAACUUUGCUUUGAAAAAUCUUCUGUUAAGCCCUCAGUUAUCACGCUGUGUGCUAUUAUCAUAGGGUUUUUCAUACCACUGAUCAUCUUGAGCUAUUGCUCCAUACAAGUCAUUGCAGAACUCGUCAGAAAGAAGAAUGAGAAGUGUCACAAGGAAAAGCUAAUCAGGAAGGCCGUCUACAUUGUGUCUGCAAACAUGGCUGUGUUCAUCAUAUGCUUUUUACCUCUUUACCUCGGGCAUCUCCUUCGCUUUAUAAUGGACUCCAUCAGUUCCAACUGCUCUGCAAUACAGAGUGUUAAUAAUUUUGUCCACUUCGCCUCAGUCCUUGCCAACACAAACUGCUGCCUGGAUGCUAUUUGUUAUUACUUUGUCAACAAGGAAUUUAAGGAAGCAUCUCCCAAGCUAGCAAAGUCCAAAUCUGAGACCAGUGAAAAAGCUGAAGUUCAGCUCCCAUGCGUAACAUAUUAGUGCAAAACACACACAGCACACAUUUUGUACUUGCUAUGUUCAAUUUAAAUUGGGACUCAGUCGCAGGCUUUCACAGUUUCUUUGUGUGUGAAUGGGAUGGAGGGACUUUCUGCUAAUGGGAAGGACUCAGACACAUGAAAAUUAGACAACCACAGCCAUCAAAUCCUGAUGUAAUGAUCUAGGUUGCCACUGAUAAUUAUCUGCCUUAUGCAAAUUUGAGAAAAAUUAUAGCUUUCCCCUGCAAAAAAGGUCUUUCGUUUUCCCAGAAAACCCAAAACAAGUGCGGGCAGUGAUAAAGC
Molecule: messenger RNA, 1390 nt
Organism: Calidris pugnax (ruff)
Lineage: Eukaryota; Metazoa; Chordata; Aves; Charadriiformes; Scolopacidae
Gene: GPR35
Product: G protein-coupled receptor 35
Exons: 2
Coding region: 156-1091 (311 amino acids)
Biological process (GO): positive regulation of Rho protein signal transduction; chemokine-mediated signaling pathway; phospholipase C-activating G protein-coupled receptor signaling pathway
Cellular component (GO): membrane
Molecular function (GO): chemokine receptor activity
Source: RefSeq, a predicted model, not a curated record